Messenger RNA from Rhineura floridana, 1273 nucleotides. It is a transcript of the gene ALKBH7, whose product is annotated as alkB homolog 7. The coding region runs from base 209 to 970 and encodes 253 amino acids. Lineage: Eukaryota; Metazoa; Chordata; Lepidosauria; Squamata; Rhineuridae. Gene Ontology annotation, biological process: fatty acid metabolic process; DNA damage response. The record is from RefSeq and is a predicted model, not a curated record. The transcript has 4 exons. Gene Ontology annotation, cellular component: mitochondrial matrix.
GGUUCAUUUCGUACGUUACUACGAACGCGCACGGGUGGAAGGGGUCAGCAGUGACGACAACCCGUACGAUCCCUUCAUCCUAACUUGUACAAAGCAGGCGGAAGAGUGGAGACCGGCGCUUACGACCACGUGGGUUGCUGCUGGUUCUUAUUCUAAUACUCACGAAAGCCGAACGUCAGCAUGCAAAUAUGUAGAGGCUGGCCCCGUCAUGCAUUGCGGGCUCGUCGCUUCCCCACCGCCUCACGUCCUAGGAAAGGCGGUCAUGCGGCGCUGCUGCGCUGUAGCUGUGCGGAGGGCGCACCCGGUUCUACAGCGCAGACUUCUGCGGGCGCUAUAUGGAGAGGGGGCGCAGCGGUUGUCCCAGUCGCUGCCCGCGGAGGUCCAAGCUUCGGACGAGGCGCUAUGGCGGACACUGCGGGCGGGCGGCGCGACGGUGGUGCCGGGCUUCCUGAGCGAGGAAGAGGAGACGUUUCUGGUUCAGGAGCUGGAGCCGCAGCUGCGCCGCCGUCGCUACCAGGAGGAGCAUUGGGACGGGGCUAUUCAUAAGUACCGUGAGACAGAAAAAUCACAUUGGAACAAGGAGAGUCAUGAGAUCUUGCAAAGAGUCCGGGAUGCAGCUUUUCCUCCAGGAGUGCCACAGCUCACUCAAGUUCAUGUCCUGGAUUUGGAUAAAACUGGCUACAUAAAGCCUCACAUAGACAGUGUCAAGUUCUGUGGCUGCACCAUUGCAGGCCUUUCUCUGUUGUCCUCAAGUGUGAUGCGCCUGGUCAGUGAACAGAAUCCACAGGACCAGCUUGAUUUGCUGCUGGAACGUCGUUCUCUCUACAUCCUCAGGGGGCCAGCUCGCUAUGAAUUCACUCAUGAGAUCCUUAAAGAUGAGGCAUCUUUUUUCAACGGAAGGAAGUUCCCCCGGGAGCGCAGGAUCUCUGUCAUCUGCCGAAACCUGCCCUUGCCAUCUUCUCCAUCGUAGAACCUGACUAACUGUCUCCAUUUGGAGAACCUCCAGCAGCUCACCUGACAGGAGUGGAGCUGCUUCUGAAAUGGUUGCUCUGCCUGCCCUGCUCCAUCGGACUCAUCUUUGUGGUCAGGAGUAAGUGAUGGGAUGUCUCCUCCAUGCCGCGGAAGGAGUAUGAGGGUAUUAAAGAUCCUAAGGCACUGUUGCUGUUAACAGAUGGGGGAGAGGGGAACUCUGCAAAGAGUUGAGGAAAUGGACCUGAUUGUACUUAACAAAAGUACUGUUGAUCUCAGGAAAUAAAAAUACCGAUGCUGCUUC